This is a messenger RNA of Ostrea edulis (European flat oyster), 2570 nucleotides long. RefSeq names its product WD repeat-containing protein 75-like. The record is from RefSeq and is a predicted model, not a curated record. The coding region runs from base 56 to 2560 and encodes 834 amino acids. The transcript has 19 exons. Gene Ontology annotation, molecular function: protein binding; RNA binding. Gene Ontology annotation, cellular component: nucleolus. NCBI's taxonomy places the organism in Eukaryota, Metazoa, Mollusca, Bivalvia, Ostreida, Ostreidae. Gene Ontology annotation, biological process: positive regulation of rRNA processing; positive regulation of transcription by RNA polymerase I.
AUUUACGGAAGCUUGUGCGCAUGUCAGGUAAUGGCAGCCUACACAAACUCGAAGCAUGGGCGAAGAUAAUUUCAUAGUGGCGAAUGUUUCGGGUUCUAGCAUUAUAAAACAUAAACCCACGUUUUCAUUAGACUCGAGAUGUCUGUUUGUGAUAUCUGGGAAAAACAUCAAAGUGUUCAAUGUCAACAGUGGAGAAUGCAUGCAUUAUCUAACCGGCCAUCAUGAUGAAGUGACCGGUGUCAUUGUCAGUCCAAAGAAUAAACUGCAGCUUUUUUCCAGUUCCAUAGACGAGACAAUUUUACUUUGGGACUAUGUUGAUGGAGUCCAGUUAAAAAGAUACUCCCUCCAUGCUCCACUGCACGGCCUUGUUGGGUUUGCAAAAGAUGAGACAAACUUAUUUGUUAUGGUUCAUCGCAAUCCUAAAGGAAUAGACAUACGAGACAAGAAUAUUAAACAUUAUUAUGAUGUUUGUGAGUUUGACCCCAAAUCAGGGUCUUUGGACAUGAGGCUUAAAACGAUUGUAAACCGAAAGCUUGUUGGUGUUGGUGCCAAGGGAAGGUACUUGGUGGCAGCAAAGAAGAAAAAAGUCUUCAUUUAUGACUGCAGGAAGUGUGAAAUUUUUAGGCACAGUUUGAGUGAUGAUUUUGAUAAAGCUAUAACAUGUGUGACUUGUCAUCCGACUGAAGAUUGCUUUGUGACUGGGUGUCAAAAUGGCAAGAUUAUUCACUGGUGGAAUUUCUUGACGAAGAAUGAAGUUGUGAAAUCGGUCUACAGCUGGCAUGCUCUGUCCGUGUUAGAUCUACAAUUCACUGACGAAGGUUCACAGUUAUUAAGUGGAGGUCAUGAGUGUGUGUUAGUGAAAUGGCAAUAUAACUCCAAAGAGAGAGAAUUUCUUCCCCGUUUGAGGGCCCCAAUAGGCCAUGUGGUCUGUUCCCCUGACAACCAAGUGUUUGCCACCUGUCACCAAGACAACUGUGUGAACCUGAUUUCUAAUACCUUUGAGCUGCUCCAUGUGAUUGAUGGUUUGUCGCUGUGUCACCUACAUACUCAGUUGUGGGUCAGACUGUCUGUUCGUCUCUUAUAUGACCCAAGGACAAAGGCACUAGUUACCAAUGGACGGGUUGGACACUUGCAGUUCUAUUCCAUUGAGGCGGAUAAACAGCUGUAUGAUCUGGAUAUUGUCCAGGAGAAUUACACAUCACCAGAAGACCUCUCCAAACCAUUAUACCCAACAGAGGUAACCAAUGCUGCUUUCAGUAGUCAGGGGGAGUGGUUAGCCACGGUGGACGUUUGGGACGAUGGGGUUAUGUCCCCUGAUAUACAGCUCAAGUUUUGGAUGUAUCAGGAGGAAUCACAAGAGUAUAUCCUGAACACAAUUGUUCAUUAUCCCCAUGACAAGAAAGUGGUUGACUUAAAGUUCCGUCCCCAUGGUGAUGACCUUGAUGUGGUCCCCACUGUAGUGACAUCUGGUGGUGAUGGCAAGUUCAAAACAUGGACUUGUGUGGAUGAUUCUGAUAUUUACAGGAAGAAUACGAAGUGGAUAUGUCACAACGUGGGUUACUACAAAGAUCGGCCGGCGGGCCCGGUGUCAUUCUCAGAGGACGGAUCCCUUCUGGCCGUGGGAUUUUCCUCGACAGUGACGAUUUGGGACACGGAAAAUAAUGUACUCCGGCAUUGCUUCAACACUCACUCAGACGACAACCGAGAUAUCAAAUUCUGUGAAUUCGGCCAUCAGUCCUGUUGUCAUCUCUUGGUCAGUGUGUCCGAUGAUUUAUUGUGUGUUUGGAACCUCCUUACCUGUGCAGUUGUAUGGAGUGUGCAAGUUGAUGUUAGUGUUUUGGCCACAGAUCCUUUGUCACCCUAUAUGGCAGUCAUUGACAGUGAACAGAAAUUGUAUGUCUUUAAGCCCUCCAGUUCAGACAUUGUCUAUUCCAAACCUUUAAUAUCCAAGUCGCCUGUCACGUGUGCAAUAUUCAUACCUCAAACAAAAGGUUCCACAAAAGGGAAACAACUAGAAUGGCAGACCUCAUCACAGCUCUAUUUCUUUAAUGAAGAGCAAGAACUUCAAACUGUGGUUAAUGAAGAGGAGGAAGAGAAACGGAGCAGCCUAGACCCGAGAGCCAUUCAGGAGAACUUGCCCUCCACGCCAUUCAGUGUGUUCCUUGGGGGUGAGAGGAAGUCUGUACAGGAUACAGGCAGUCAGGUGGCGAGACUCGCACCCUCUAUCAUCACCAAGCAGAUUUUGGAGUCAGCACCACAUGCCCAGCCACCAGUUACCUCCCUUUGUUUGCCGUUCUUACAGUCUUUGAUUCUUGGAAAACAAACCGAAAGAGAAGAAAAUGAGGAGGAGGAUGAGGAUGAAAUCGAGGUGAAAUCUCAAAAUUCUGAUUCGGAUAUGGAAGUAGAACAAUCUCUUAAAUCAUUGAAAAUUGAUUCCCAGAAUGCAAUGCAGAAAGACAGUUUUGAUUGGUUGAGUAAUUUACAUGUUACUGAGACUAAUGAUGUGUUGAACAGCUUGGCUUUAAGCACAAAGGACUGGAUCUCAGAAAUAAAAACGUGAUUGUUUUAUA